AUGUCCUCCACGUUUCCCACUAUUCCCGGUUAUGCCGGCCCCUGGUCACUGAAGGACUUUCUGCUGCGGUACUUCUUCGUGCAGCUGCGAUUUGAGGCGUCCCCAGCGACGCACUUUGUACCAUCUUCCAAUGGGCGGAUUCUGUUUGUGCCCCCUACGGGCGGCUUCGCAGUGGUGGUGUACGCCUCGUUGGGCGCUCCACCGCCGCCGCCACUCAUUGGGAGGUCGGCAGCGUCACCGGUGGGCGAGGUUGCGGCUGCGGGGCAUGACAAGUUUCCGCGAGCGGCACCUGUGAUGCUGCGUGGGAGGCCACUGACUUCGUCGCUGCUGCGGUGCUCUUUUUGGAGCUCCCUCUUCGCUCAGCUGGGAACUGCAGCCGUCAGCUUUAUCGCUGCAUGGUGCCCGUUGGUGGUGCAGUUUGAGCCGAGUGGUGGGGGGCUGCAGGUGUUGGGCCCUCCGCUGAAGAGCGCCGUGCCGCGGGCGGUAAAGCGACAGCGAAGCGUCAGUUGCAUGGGAUUGCGCAAGAGGGCGCGAUGGGAGGGAAAUGCCCAGCCGCGUACCACACAGGCGACGUUGUUCUCAUCGUUGGCCUCGUCACUCUAUCGCUUGAAUGUUUCGCGUCUCCCGUUGAUUGGGGAGGCACCUCUUCGCACCUUUGCGGAAAUCGACCGCGCAGUGGACCCCAGGCUUGCAGAAUUGUGGCAGGAGCAUCACGCAGGUGCAGACCCGACUGCAGCAUGCCGUUGCUCGGUUACUACAGGAGUGGACCCAGUCUCAUGUGCAGACACGUGCAAAGUCUUGAGCAUGUCAAAACGAAUUGGUUCACUUGGUGUUUCCCUACACAUUCUCUGCAAAUGGCGAUGUCGACAGCAGAGUCAGCAUGGAGUCCGUGGAGCGGCAUCUCACACACGUGCUUCACUGUCUUUUGGGCGGUGUGUGCCGGAUGAAUCUUCGCGGGGCGGCAAUUAA
Molecule: messenger RNA, 969 nt
Organism: Trypanosoma conorhini
Lineage: Eukaryota; Euglenozoa; Kinetoplastea; Trypanosomatida; Trypanosomatidae
Product: telomerase reverse transcriptase
Exons: 1
Coding region: 1-969 (322 amino acids)
Source: RefSeq, a predicted model, not a curated record